AUGGGGAAAGGGCGCAUGAAGGAGGUAGAGACUUGGCACUCCUUUAUGGAGACGCUGAGUUCCUGGCUUGCCCUGCAGGAAGAAGCGUUUGUUCGGGAACUGCAGCUUUGUAUCCCUGUGAAGAAGGAGAUUGUGCAAGCUGACUUGAAUCCCGAGACUGCCGCGCGUAGCUCCAAGCUGUUCUACUACUUGACGCAGUCCCUCGCCAAGUGGGAGCGGGGAAGCGAGCUCUUGAGGUCCUGCUCGAAGAGGCAGGGGCAGAGCGCCUGCGGCUACGAGGUGAUUAGAACGAUUACCUCUCAGUACUCCAUCGUGUCGCGGAUGGAAGCUGUCUUCGUGAGAGAACAGGCUUUGAAGUUGUACCAGCACGUUGGGCAUUUGAAGAGGCCCACCGACUUGAUUCGACAUCUUGAGGAUUCGUUUUCGAAGUCUGAAGCGAAGCUGAGCAACUUUCCGGAGCUUCUGCUGUCUGAGGCUGAUCGCUGCUCUGUCCUGUUACAGAGCUUGGGUGCAGAAGUACGUCAGUACGUGGUACUGCACGGGUCCAGCUCGAACUGGGAAGCUCUUCGAAGGACGCUGACUUACUACGAGGAGCAGCUGCGACUGUGUGAGGCCCCUGGGUCUUCGGGCCGAGCCUUGCAGGAGAAGCUUUGCGACUACUGCGGGAAGAAGGGACACACAGCCGACAAGUGUUGGCAGCGCCAAAAGGAAGAACGUGAACGCGGUGGUGCUCCGAAGGGCAAAGGGAAAGGAGACAAAGGAAAGCCGAAAGGCAAAGGCGACCAGACUCCCAAGGGAUCUGGCACACCCCGUGGUUCCGAGAAGGGCAAGGGCGACAAAGGAAAAGGCGACAAAGGAAAGGACAAAGGCAAGAAGCAGAAGAAGAAGAAGGGACAGCCUGGAAAGGGACGCUCCUUGACAGAGCCGGAGUCCGAGGCCGAGUCGGGAGGAAGCGCCACAGUGAUGGCGAUGAGGUUUUCCUUUCCUGGGCGUGGUUCUUCGGAGCCCUCUUCUUCGGAACGCCGUGUUCUGAGACAGCCUGAGAAGCCUGAGCCGUCCGCCCUUGUAGUUCCGAAGCCGGGUUCAGGACCCGAAGGGUCGCCUGGGUCUGAGAGUCGAGGUUCUGAGUCUAUGGGCUCCUUAGGAUCCCGUAUGUUGAAGUACGGCGACGUAGCUCAUGUCUGCAAGGCCCUCGAGACUACUCCUGGGGACCUGUGGCUAGUUGAUAGUGGAGCCACCUGCCACAUUGUUUCUGACAAACAUCUCUCAGGAUUUCGUGUUGUCAAGAAGUACGACCGAACGGCCAAUCUGUUCAAUGCCUCGGGUGGUGCGAUCGUCGUAUCGGGGGUUGUCGACCUUGAGGUUCACUUUGGUGACGUUUUCCUGAGGUUGGAAGAGGUCUUGGUGGCGGAUGUUGGGUUCAACGUUGUUUCGCCUUGGACCGGGUCGGAACGGGGCUGGAAAACCUAUCUUGCCAAAUCGGGAUCACGAUUGUACAAAGGAAACGGAAAGAAGAGCAUCAAGCUGAUGGGCGCUUCGCGUGCCUGGUGGGCUCUGAGCGGGAGGUCCAAGGGCCGGGGGAAAGAGAAUUCUUCCAGACGCCCCCCGAAAGGGAUCGAGGACAUGGAGAUAGAUGCCUUGAAGGACCGCGACCUGCUAGGAUCGAGCAAGGAGUCCACCGCAGGACCCCAGAAGCCUGGAGAAGGAAUCCUGAAGAAAGGAAGAAAGACUUCGGAAGAAGACGAGUCUGGCCGCCACGCUUUGGCUGUUCCAGAUUCGCAGUAUUCUGAGAGCGAUGCUGAUGGUAGCAUUGCAGCUGGAAGCAACUGCGUGAGCCUAGGAAGCAACUGCGUGAAACAGUGGCAUGUUGGCAUGCUUGGCUUGAUUUUGCAAACGCUGAUGUUGCCGAAUGUUUGCGCUAGCACUGCGCACGAUUCAUCUGCAGCCGUUUUUCUCUGUGGUGAAGAGAGGCUCUCCUGGGAAUCCGCCUACUCCACCGGCUUUGGAGAGCCCCUCUUUCGAACUACCGGGGGUAGAGCCGCCGGGUGGGGGACCAUCGUCGCCGGUGGCGGUCGCGGGCUGGAGGCUGGCCGCAGAUGGGAGCAUGCGGAAACGCUGGGCCUUGCAAAGGUCUCGGUCGACUCUACCGAGCCUAUUCCGUUGCUCUCGCACUUGGCGGGGAUUCCAGCGAACAUGGAAGAUGCCUACGAUGCCCCAUCCCUGGCGUUCUGUGCGCCAGGACACGCCUUGAGAGCACUUUGCUCUCCGGCGGCGACGAUGCUUGGUCCGAUAGGCCUGCCCGACCUAGAGCAUCCAGCUGCUUGGCUACCAGCCACUCCGGUGAUUCCUGUGACAGCGGCCUAUCCGGAGGAGCCAGUGAGGGCUUCGAGGCCGAAGAUGGUGGAAUCGGAAGCCCAAUGUAUCAUUGGGCAGCAGGAAUGGGAGGUUUGGUUGGGACGUUGCCUAGAGGGCAAGAGCCUGGCAGAGUACGGGCUUCAUAUGGUAGAUGUGGAGUUCGCUGUCAGGGUUACCGAACUUCUGGAGGCUCCACGGGCCGCUCGGGCAGCGUGGAAGCGAAGGUUUCAGGAACCCAACCCUGUGUCUAUGCUCCACUAUAUCUUCCAUUGUCGAGCCGUUUUGCAAACCUAUUUGGCUACGCCUGCUGGAUACAAGGGACUGGUGGGAGGACGUUCGAGUCUGCUCGUAAAGGUGCCCCAGUCGGUCACCUCGCUCGAGCUCAAAACGGCUUGGGCGUUCCUAGAUUCGGGCAUAUAUCUCCGUGUUGCCCGAUAUUACAGGCGAAAACGAGAGGAGGAGCGCCUCCACGAGGCCCGGGAAUCCAUGCGAGCGGCAAGGGCCAAAUCGGCAGCGAUCCCUCAGGGUGGUGUAGUGGACACCACCUCUUCGAGCUCCGACGAGGAGUCCUUGCUCCUUGGAGAAGGGGAACUUACUGCGCUGAACAGGGCCCAGGGCCAAGAAGAUUUAUCCGACCUCGCCAUAUGGCGCACAUUGGAAGAACUUACAGGCCAGAGGUUGUCCCAAUUGGAUGGCUAUGUUGGGGCGGCCGACGAGGGAAAUCAGCCCGCCGAGGCGGGACAGCCGGCGCCGCCGAGCCCGGCUUCCUCAAUGCCACCUGGAGAACUGGUGGCUACGGCAUUCAACCUCCCGAGGGUCUCGGCACCUACGCUUCCGGAGGGAAUGCAGAGGGAGGACUAUCGAAGGCACGGCGUGAACAUCCCGCCGUCGGUUCCAAAAAGAUCUCGGCUACCAACGCCUCCGAGGGCUAUGAGUGCGGCUGCGAGUGGUUCUGCCACCGGACAGACUGCCCAGGAACGGGCAUUUGUGCUCAGCCCGCCAUCUUUAAGCCACAGUCAAUUGACUGCGCAGGUGAGGCAAGCCCUCGAAGAGGGCCAGAGAUUGUUGGAGUGA
Messenger RNA from Symbiodinium sp. CCMP2592, 3429 nucleotides. The record is from the annotation of a GenBank genome assembly. Lineage: Eukaryota; Dinophyceae; Suessiales; Symbiodiniaceae.